AUGAAUAAUCAACUAUCAAAAAAUACUAUAAAUUUAAUACUGGAAUCAUUAAAAUUAUACAAUUCAAUAGAUAUAGCUGAGAUAAUAAUUUUUACUAAAAAUUUACAAUAUGUGGGUACUUAUGAUUCAAAGGAGUCAACAAAAUAUCCUCAAGAAAUAGAUCAGGAUGAAAGUAGCAUUAAAGAACUAAAAGAUUCAAUUGAAUCAAUUGGAAUUAAUGAAAAGAAAAUAGUAAAUUUUAAAUUAAAUGGAAUUGGAAAUGAUGUGGUUGAAGAAUAUAUUUGUCAUGUUAUGGAUAAAUUUAUUAUGAUAUAUAAAUUGGAGGAUAAAAGUUCAACAAAACACGGUUGA
This is a messenger RNA of Lodderomyces pseudojiufengensis, 351 nucleotides long. RefSeq lists its product as uncharacterized. Lineage: Eukaryota; Fungi; Ascomycota; Pichiomycetes; Serinales; Debaryomycetaceae. The coding region runs from base 1 to 351 and encodes 116 amino acids. The record is from RefSeq and is a predicted model, not a curated record. The transcript has a single exon.